UCUUUCAAUCUUUUCUAGGCUGGCUAGACUGAUCUUCUUUUUUGCUUCCAGGGCGGUACAGGGGUGGUUCGUGACGUUCAUUUCGAGAGUGUGACAAUGAAUGACGUUGCAUUUCCAGUCAUUAUAAACCAGUUCUACUGCGACAGUGUGCUUCCUUGCGAGAACCAGACAGAUGCGGUGCAAGUUCACGACGUUUAUUUCAAGAACAUCCGCGGCACGUCUCGGACAGAUUUCUCAGUGUACCUUGCGUGCAGCGACACCGUCCCUUGCCAGAAUAUUUUCCUGCAGGAUGUAAGUCUUACGCUUUCCGGUUCUAAUGACUUGUCCACUACGUCGUCCUUCUGCUGGAACGCCAUGGGAGAGUGGUAUGGGGCUGAGGAUCCAUACAACUGCCUGGGAAGCUCGGACACUCAAACUUCCCUCCAGUUCUGUGCGACCACAAACUCAAAGAACAAUUGACAAGGCCGUAAGUUCUGGCAAA
Molecule: messenger RNA, 481 nt
Organism: Selaginella moellendorffii
Lineage: Eukaryota; Viridiplantae; Streptophyta; Lycopodiopsida; Selaginellales; Selaginellaceae
Product: probable polygalacturonase At1g80170
Exons: 2
Coding region: 97-459 (120 amino acids)
Biological process (GO): carbohydrate metabolic process
Molecular function (GO): polygalacturonase activity
Source: RefSeq, a predicted model, not a curated record